UUUCAUUCGCGCGUCGUCUGCUUCGCCGGGGCACUUGUUUCGUGGUGGUGCGCCGGCUUUUACUGACAUCCAGGUAGAGUCGCCGUUUUGUUGACUUUUUUUCGAGGAAACUUGGCUCUGGUCGGUGCGGGUUCGAACCUCAGCGGUGCAAGACGGAGCGCUACGGUGAAGGAUUUCGCUUGGACCGCAGACGGGCGUCAUGGUGAAAAGAACAGAUGAGAUGAAGCUGGAUGUGCCCACGUUCAUCAAUCCGGGGUUUCAAGACGACGAGAAGAAAGCCAUCGAAGCCAACGGUCACACAAAUGGUGCCGUCGCGAAUGGCGCUGCUCACAACCACCCUCCCAUGGAGCUCAAGCCUGUCGUCGACCACGACGAGUCUUCGCCGACCAUCGAAAGAGGUCAGUGGGGCAGCAAGGCCGAGUUCAUCCUCUCCUGCAUCGGGCUCUCCGUGGGGAUCGGCAACAUCUGGAGGUUCCCUUUCCUGGCCUACCAGAAUGGAGGAGGCGCUUUCCUUCUACCGUACGUCAUUCUCAUGCUACUUGUGGGCAAGCCCAUGUACUUCAUGGAGGUUGCCGUCGGCCAGUUCACCAGCCUUGGCCCGAUGUCCAUGUGGAGGUGUCUGCCUAUCGCCAAGGGCGUGGGAGCAGCCAUGGUUGUGGUGUCGUUGAUAGUGGCCGUCUACUACAACGUCAUCCUGGCCUACACCGUGUUCUACAUGGCUCAGAGCUUUCGCUCGGUGCUUCCCUGGGAGGACUGCUUCGAGUGGUGGGGUGCCGACCCGGAGACUUGCUACGUGCGCACCAACAACGUGGAGCGCUGCGUGUCGGUGGAAGGAAACCUGGUGCGAGAGUACAUGAACAUCACGAACGUGACCAACGGAGUUCUCAUCGUCGCCAACAACCUGACGGCCGUCGUUCCCACUGACGUCUUCACCUCUAGAUACGACAACUGCACCAACGCAACGCAGACAGCGAGUCAACAGUUCUGGGAGCGCUACGUGCUGAACAUCACCAGUGGUAUCGAGGACUUGGGCGUCAUUCGAUGGGACUUGACCCUGUGUCUGUUGGCCAGCUGGGUCGUCGUCUUCCUGUGUCUCAUGAAGGGAGUCAAGUCCACCGGAAAGGUCGUAUACUUCACGGCGACGUUUCCUUAUCUCGUGUUGAUCAUUCUGCUCGUCAAGGGAGUCACCCUUCCCGGAGCCGUGGAAGGGAUCAAGUACUUCAUCAUUCCCGAGUGGCACAGACUCCUUGAGAUCGACAUUUGGCGCAAGGCAGCAGAGCAGCUGUUCUAUUCCCUCGGCAUCUCUUGGGGAGGUAUCAUCAUGUUCGGCUCGUACAACAAGUUCAGCAACCCAGUGCACAGAGACGCUCUGUUCGUGAGCACGAUGGACUUCAUCACCAGCAUCAUCGGUGGCAUAGUCAUCUUCUCGGUGCUCGGCAACAUGUCCACCGAACUCGGCAUCGAUAUCAAGGACGUCGCCAAAGCUGGUCAAGGCCUGGCGUUCGUGGCAUACCCGGAGGCGCUGUCCCGACUCGUCAUUCCCCAGCUCUGGUCCUUCCUCUUCUUCUUCAUGCUCUUCCUGCUCGGAUUGGACAGUGAGUUCGCGCUUUUGGAGACCUUCCUGACUGCAUUCUACGACGAGUUCCCGAGGUCCAGGCGAUACAAGAUCCCCCUCACCUUCGGAAUCUGCCUACUCUGCUUCCUCGUCGGUCUGCCGUGUGUCACACAGGGCGGUCAAUACGUCUUGAAUCUGAUGGACACGUACGCUGGAGGCGGCGCCGUUCUGUUCAUCGCCAUCUGUGAAAUCGUCGGGCUCAUGUGGUUCUACGGUGUGAACCGCUUUUGCGCCGAUCUGAAGCUCAUGCUGGGACACGACAUUGGCUGGUACUGGAAGGCCAGUUGGCUCGUCUUCUCGCCCUGCAUUCUCGGGUUCCUGUUCAUUUACGGCCUAGUCAAGCACAAGCCCAUCAUGUAUGACGACAUUGUGGCGUACCCGACGUGGGCUGAUGGUAUUGGCUGGCUCCUGGCCAUGCUUUCCAUGGCACAGAUCCCCAUCUGGGGCGUAUUCAUACUGCUGAAAAACUGGAAGAAUCCCAGAAAGGCCUUCCAGCCAGAGCGUAAGUGGGGCCCUGGCGACCCCGUCGAGAUGCAGCUCUACCACGCCCAUAAUGGUGGUGUCACGAACCUCGGCUUCCAGGGCAGCGACAGCUACCGCUACUGAUGAACCAAAGAAGUCUUCUAUAUCCAGUGGCACAUGCCCACUUCGGCAC
Messenger RNA from Rhipicephalus sanguineus (brown dog tick), 2270 nucleotides. RefSeq names its product sodium-dependent proline transporter. Gene Ontology annotation, cellular component: membrane. The coding region runs from base 200 to 2221 and encodes 673 amino acids. Gene Ontology annotation, molecular function: glycine transmembrane transporter activity. NCBI's taxonomy places the organism in Eukaryota, Metazoa, Arthropoda, Arachnida, Ixodida, Ixodidae. The transcript is spliced from 16 exons. The record is from RefSeq and is a predicted model, not a curated record. Gene Ontology annotation, biological process: sodium ion transmembrane transport.